AUGAAUCUUUACUCGGUUGUCAGACCAGUCGUUAGGUAAGACGUCUAAACGUUAAGACUCAACGAAACUCACUCUCAGUCUCCCACUAUUUUACCUGGUUAUCUUUAUCCUUUUUUAAUCGUCAUUAUCAGUAGAGGACAACAUUGAGUCAACAUUGUCAACACACACACACAAUAUCCAUAUUUGCGUAAACUUGAAAAAUCGCAAUUUCUUCAUUAAUAAAGUGUUCUUAAGUGAUUAAGUAUUGAAACCAAAUGGUGUGAUUUACCUUUUUGUUUGUCAAUUUGCAAUUUAAACAUUGCCCAAAGGUCACAAUGGUUUGUGACGAUAUCAGUUGUAUCAUCUUGCUUUGAUAAUGUUUCAGUGAAUCAACAGUCUAAUUGAAAUCGUGAACCAAACACAAAAACAAAACUUCGAUCUAUUUUUUCACAUUGGAUUUAAUCGAACCUUAUCUUUCAUCUUUUUUUUCAAAGGUUAACCAACAGUUGUUAAGGCUGACCAAUAGCCUGUCAACUAUUUAACAAAUUGUGUCCCCAAUGGAGUACAGUUCAACUUGUAGAGAGUCCGAUCAUCAUCAUCCAGACUCAUCGACAACAAGCUCAUCAUUGUUUAAUUCAUCUGAUUGUUCACCUUUAACUUGUUCAUUUUCAUGCAAUCAUCAUACAACGACAACAACAACACAAAAUGAAUGUAAUAAGGAAUCAAAUUGUUUAGAUAAUUAUGAUUGUAGGAAAGAGUUGACUGGUAAUUUGGAUGAAUCAUCAUUUAACUCAACUCAACCCAAUCAUAUAUUGUCAUCAAAAGUAUUAACUAGCAGCAAUUGUGGAUAUCAAAAAUGGUUUACUCGGCCAACUUUACCUUCACUUGUUACUCUCCUGUUUCUGUCCAUUAACCUAUUAUUUAUUAUCUCAAUCGAUCCCGUGUCCGCUCAAUAUCGACCCAAAUGGCCUAGUCCAAUAGUUCAAAGGGAGAUAUUUCUUCUUAACCUUGAAGAUGGUUAUUUUGGUUGCCAAGUCAACGAAUCGACCGAUUUCCUGCAGCUCUUUGAGCUCUCAAAGCUCUGUGAUGGAGUACCUCAGUGUUUUCUUGGUUCUGAUGAACUUGCCCUUGAGCUCAAAUGUGGAGACAGAAAUCACUGCCAUCCAAAGAUGCCAAAAUGUCUUAAUGGUGCUUGCCUAGACAACCUUUGUUACUGUAAUGAUGGAUUUGGUGGCAAAGGCUGUGACCUGCCAGAUGAAAAUGAAUGUAAAUAUCGACCUUGUGAUGUUUUUGCACAUUGUACCAACACUUUGGGCAGCUUUUACUGUUCAUGUUUUCCUGGUUAUGAAGGCGAUGGAUUCACCUGCCAUGAUGUAAAUGAGUGUGAAGUGCCUGCCUUGGCUGGACUUUGUGCUGAAAAUGCUGAAUGUUGUAAUCUUCCUGGUCAUUUUGUUUGCAAAUGUAAGGAAGGAUUCACCGGAAAUGCAACUCAAUCAUGUACAGAUAUCGACGAGUGUGCUGAUAAAGACACAUGUGGAAGAGGUGCUGAAUGUCACAAUACGCCCGGUGGAUAUGCUUGUCAUUGUCCUGCUGGUUUUACUGGUGAUCCAUCUAAAGAGUGUUGGGACAUUGAUGAAUGUAAAGCGAAUGCAUGUGGUGAAGGAGCAAUCUGCACCAAUUUACCUGGUAACUUUGAAUGUACAUGUCCUACCGGUUUUAGAGGUAAUCCUAGGCCUGAGAUUGGUUGCGUGGAUAUUGAUGAGUGCAGUCAAACCGAUCGUCAACUUUGCGGCCUGAAUGCAACCUGUGUUAAUACCGCUGGAAGCUAUUUCUGUCAAUGUCCACAAGGUUUUACUGGAAACUCACGAAUCUCAUGUACUGAUGUUGAUGAAUGUGUAACCAAUGCCUGUGGAUUGAAUACACUUUGCAGCAAUACUCUUGGAGGUUAUAACUGCCAGUGUAAACAAGGAUUUUCAGGAGAUGCCUUUUUAUCAGCCGGUUGUUCAGAUAUUAAUGAAUGUUUAGAGGAAAAUUCUUGUGGUCGAAACGCCAAAUGCUUUAAUACUCUUGGAUCUUUUGAAUGCGCUUGUGAAAAAGGUUACACCGGUAAUCCGUUAACUGCUUGUAUUGAUAUCGAUGAGUGUCUUGCUAAUCCCUGUGGACCUGGAGCUGUUUGCUCAAAUAUACCUGGCUCAUAUCGAUGUGACUGUCCAAGCAAAUAUCUACCUCGAGGAACUCCCGAUGUUGGCUGUGAGCGAGCUGCAGUUGAUAUACCCUGUCAAUCCGACUUGGAAUGCACAGAUAAUGCAGUUUGUUUACAAGGAGAAUGUCGAUGUCGUGCAGGGUUCCAACCACGAGAUAUUGAUUGUAUUGAUAUUGACGAGUGUAAAACUCAAAGAAAUAUCUGUGGUUCCAAUGCCAAAUGUUUUAAUGGUCCAGGAGGUUAUCGUUGUGAAUGCAAACCAGGUUUUGAAAAAAUUAACAAAUCACAGGGUACUUCGAAAUGUAGAGACAUCAAUGAAUGUGUCUUUGGUCCUAAGCCCUGUGGGGGUAAUGCCAGUUGCAUCAACACUGAUGGCUCUUAUAAAUGUGUUUGCGUUGAAGGGUUUAUCGGUAAUCCAAAGAAAGGAUGUAAGUCACCAUGCGAGGGAAUCGUUUGUAGUGCUCAUGCAUCUUGUCAGGUUAAAGGAAAUGAAGCUGCUUGUGUCUGUGAUGCUGGGUACACUUAUAAUCCUAGUAAUAUAUCAUCGGGUUGUGUUGACAUUAACGAAUGUGAUAGUGGACCUUUCGGUCUAUGUGGCCAAGGUGCAAUAUGUAUUAAUACAAUUGGUAGUCAUCAAUGUCAAUGUCCACCUGGUUAUACUGGGGAUCCAUUUACUUUUUGUGAACCAGCACCCGAUGUAUGUGCAACCAUUGAAUGUGGCCCAUCAGCAGUAUGCCGUGUCUCUGGUGAACGACCUGAAUGUAUUUGUUCAUCCGAAUCUCUUGAAGGUAAUCCCUAUGAUCUCAAUAAAGGCUGUUAUCCUCCGAUUUGUCUCAACGAUCCUGACUGUUCCGAAGAUGAGUUAUGUGAACUAACACCCAAAGGUUAUCGAGAUUGUGGGUCUGUUUGCAAAGGGUUCACUUGUGGUCCUAAUGCUAUUUGUAGGGGUAAAGAUCAUAAACCAUUUUGCGAAUGUAGGCCUAAUUUCCGUGGUGAUCCUUAUGAUAACAAACUUGGAUGUCAACCACCAAUACCAACUUGUUCAGACGAUGGUGAAUGUCCUGAAACACAAUCAUGUCAACGUCAAGAAAAUGGUCUCAAAAAUUGUACAGAUGUUUGCUCACACACUCGAUGCGGACAUAACGCUCACUGUGUUGGACGAGAACAUGCUUCAAGUUGUGAAUGUUUGCCAGGUUUCGUUGGUGAUUCACUACAUGGAUGUCAAAAGCCACCUCAAAAUCUGUGUGAAGAUGAUUCUUCAUGUAAACCUGAUAAAGCUUGUAUUCUUACUAUCGAAGGAAUAAAAGAUUGUGUUGAUGUUUGCUUCGGACAUCGCUGUCAAACUGGUGCUUCUUGCGUUGGUCGCGAUCAUCAUCCUGUUUGUGAAUGUCUACCUGGUUACACAAGACAACCUGGUUCACCACCUGGAGUGUGUAUCUUUAAUUUAUGCCGAACUGAUUCAGAAUGUUCAGAGUCUGAGGUUUGUGCUAUAAAUCGAAAAGGUGUUCUUGAUUGUAUCUCAGCCUGUAGAGGCAUCAGAUGCGGUUCAAAUGCAGAAUGUGUUGCCAAAAAUCAUGAAGCUUUCUGCCAAUGUAAAGAAGGUUUUGAUGGAAAUCCUGAUGAUCUCGUUCGAGGCUGUCCUCCAGCUGAUAAAUGCCGUUCCGAUGUUGAUUGCGGGUCCAAUGAAGUGUGUCGUCUCAAUCAAAACGGAGUUCGCACUUGUGUUGAUGCAUGUAUCGACAAACUUUGUGGUCCAAACUCAGUUUGUUCAGUUUCCAAUCAUUUUGCAGUUUGUUCUUGUGCUGAAGGUUUCACGGGUAAACCAGAUAACAAAGCAAUAGGUUGUCAACCCAUUGCUCAUGAAUGUACUGGAGAAGAAUUUUGCCCUUCAAAUGCCGUUUGUGUCGCUUCACCUGAAGGAAUUAAUGUCUGCCGUGAUGCCUGUGAAAAGUAUCUUUGUGGUGAAAAUGCUCUAUGUGUCGCAACUGGCCAUAAACCUUCAUGUACUUGUAGACCUGGAUAUAUCGGAGAUCCUUUCCAUCGUUGUACUGUUCCUGAUGAAUGCCAAUCUGAUGAUAAUUGUUAUGAAGAUUCAGUUUGUCGAUCAGAUACUUCAGGAACUAAAAAAUGUGCCCUUGCCUGUCUUUACGCAAAAUGCGCAAGUGAUGCUGCUUGUGUCGGUACUGGCCAUAAAGCAACUUGCGUUUGUCCUCCUGGACAUACUGGAGACCCUUACAACUCAGCCAUCGGAUGCCAACCUCUUCAAGCCAACAUCUGUGAAAGUGACGCUGAUUGUGCGAUAAACUCAGCCUGUCGACGAACAGAAACAGGUUCAAUGGACUGUAGACCAGCUUGUGAUGGUAUUCAAUGUGGCCCUAAUGCUCGAUGUAAGGCAAUCAAUCAUAUCGGUACAUGCCAGUGCUUACCAGAUCACACUGGUGAUGCUACUAAUAUUGUCAAUGGCUGUCGCCGUAGAGAGCAAAAUGAAUGUGAUUUAGAUCAAGAUUGUGUUAAAUCAUCAGAUGUCUGUAAACCCAUGAACAAUGGUGUUAAAAAAUGUUUCCAUGCUUGUAAAUUUGCUCUUUGUGGACCUAAUUCAGAAUGUAUCGCUAAAAACCAUACUUACUUCUGUGAUUGCAAAGAGGGCUUCUUACGAGACCAAAAUGGUUUCUGUGUUCGACGUGAUGAUGAAUGCCGUGAAGAUGUCCAUUGUCCUGAUUUCCAAACUUGUCGACCCAACUCCGUUGGUAUUCUCAAAUGCACAGAUGUUUGUGCUGAUUUCACUUGCACACCAAACUCGCGCUGUGUUGCUAUCGAUCAUCGUGGACAAUGUCAAUGUGAACCCAACUACACAGGUGAUCCUGGUAGUCGACAAGGUUGCACACCAAUACCUGUAAACGAAUGCUCAGUUGAUGAAGACUGCUCUAAUUCAAAUUCGGUUUGUUUCACUGAUACUUUUGGUGUUCGUCGUUGUGUUGAUCCAUGUGUUACUAUUCAAUGUAAUGCAAAUGCAACCUGUCAAUCAGCUAAUCGUCGCGCUCAAUGUAUCUGUGCUGAUGGUGUUUGUCCAGUUGUUCGAUGUAAUCGAGACCGAGACUGUCCUCUUGGUGAUAUUUGUUCACAAAAAUCAUGCCAGCCUGGGUGUCGAGCUGAUAACGAUUGCCCGAAUACCGAAGCCUGUAUGAACAAUCAAUGUAUUGAUCCUUGUGCAUCACGAACGGCUUGUGGGACUAAUGCAGUGUGUAGAGCUGAUAAUCACGAAAAAAUAUGUUCAUGUGGACCUGGAACUGAGGGUAAUCCACGAAUUGAAUGUAUUCGUCAAUCACGAUUCUGUACAAGUUCGAAUGAAUGUGGAAACGGUGAACAUUGUGAAGCUGAUGUCUGUAGAUUUGAGUGUCUCGAUGAUAAUGGUUGCUUUGAUAACGAAAAAUGUACCGAUGGUUUCUGUACCAGUAUUUGUAAAACAGAUGAUUCUUGUGCUCAUGGUUUUGUCUGUGAGCUUGGUCAAUGUAAGCCUGGUUGUCGAUCCGAUAGUGAAUGCUCAGCUUCUGAUGCUUGCAUGAACCGAAAAUGUAUUGCUGUUUGUGCAUCUCCAUUAGCUUGUGGUACGAAUGCUAUUUGUCAGUCAAUCAACCACAGUCCUUGGUGUACUUGCCCACCUCGUUUUACUGGUAAUCCGCGAUUGGAAUGUAAAAAGAUUGAAUGCGUUCUUGAUACAGACUGUCCUGCGUCGACAAUUUGCAUUAACUAUAAAUGUACCUCUGGUUUCAAUGGCACUGCAGCUUGUCGAUCAGAUGCUGGAUGUCGUCCAACGGAAUCUUGUAUCUCACUUCAAUGUACUGACCCAUGUCGGUUUAGUGGAGUUUGUGGUGAAAAUGCGAUCUGUAAAGUUGUUGACCAUCAACCAGUUUGUUCGUGUGAUGAGCCACUUACUGGUAAUCCUUUGAUUCGCUGUACUGCACCAGUUUCAGAUGACUCCACAAUGAUCUGUAAUAGAGAUUCAGACUGUCCAGCUGAUAGGCAAUGCCUUGAUGAUCGAUGUGUUGCCCGUUAUGAAUGCUCUGAAGAUAAAGAGUGUCAUGUUGGUUACAUUUGUAUUACGGGUAAAUGUUUCUCUGGCUGUCGAUCUGAUAAUGAUUGUGCCCUUGAUCAAGGUUGCUUCAACCGUCAAUGUCAGAAUCCGUGUAAUCUACGAACAUCGUGUGGAAUCAACGCACAAUGCACACCUUAUAAUCACAAAGCUAAAUGUUCUUGCUCGAGUGGUUAUACAGGAAAUCCUUUGGUUGCUUGCACUGAAAUACCAAUCUGUCGUCGACCUGAAGAUUGCCCAGUAGGCUAUACUUGUGUAAACUCUCGUUGCUCAGUUGUCUCAGGCUGUGCCUCUGAUCAUGAAUGUAAUCAAGGCGAAAUAUGUGACAACGGUAAAUGUCGUGAAGGCUGUCGAUCUCACGCUGAUUGUGAUUUCACUUCAGCUUGUAUUGAUUCCAAAUGUUCCAAUCCGUGUAAUUACCGAACAUGUGGUAAUAAUGGCGUGUGCUAUCCAAUCAAUCACGAUGCUGUUUGUAGAUGUCCUGAAGGUUUCUUCGGAGACCCAUACCAAUCUUGUGCUGUAAAACAAGAAGAUUGUCGGGCAGACUCUGAUUGUGGUGAUGGUAAAAUUUGUAUUUCAUCACGUUGUUCAAUUGGGUGUCAAUCAGAUGCAAAUUGUUCCCCAGAUAAGUCCUGUAUCCAAGGUAAAUGUCGCGAUCCAUGUUCUGGUUCAGUUUCUUGCGGUUACAGAGCCCUUUGUAGACCUGUUAAUCACCGAGCUGAAUGUGCUUGCCCACCAAACUUUGUUGGUGAUCCGCGAGUUCUUUGCUCUGAAAAGGUUAUCGCUCAAGACAUUGAAUGUACUGGUGACGAAACAUGUGAAUCAGGUCAAAAAUGCAAACAAAAUCAUUGUAUUAAAGAAGAGCCAACCUGUUAUGGAGAUACCGGUUGUUCGCCUGGUGAAAUUUGUGAAUCAGGAAAUUGUAUUGUUGGCUGUCGCCGUGAUGGGGACUGUACUUAUGAUAAGGCAUGUUUCAACAAUAAAUGUAUCAAUCCUUGCACCGUUCAAACAGCUUGUGGGCAAAAUGCCGACUGUCACCCAGUCGUUCAUCGACCGCAAUGUACCUGUAAACCAAAACACUCUGGUAAUCCUUAUGAUUAUUGUAAACCAAAUAAAGAACCACCCCCACCAGAAUGCACAGACGAUAAAGGAUGUGCUCUUGGCAAAAUAUGCGAUCAGGGAAAAUGUUUCGAUGGAUGUCGAUUUGAUGAAAACUGUCCUCAUGAUAAGGCUUGUAUAAAUAGGCAAUGUUUGAAUCCUUGUGAUUUCCCUGAUUCGUGUGGAGACCAUGCAACCUGUACACCCGUUAAACAUCGACCUCUCUGUUCAUGUUCAUCUGGUUUUACUGGAGAUGCUAGCACUCGUUGUCAUCCAAUUGUGCUUCCUGUUUGCCUUCACGAUGUUGAUUGUGGUACUGGACAAAUCUGUGAGAACGGUAAAUGUAUUGAUGCCUGCCGAACUGACGAUACAUGUCCUUAUACUGAGGCUUGUAUCAAUCGUCGCUGCCAAGAUCCAUGUUCAGUAUUCGGAGCCUGUGGUAGAAAUGCUCUGUGUAGAUCAGAAAACCACCGACCUAUUUGUUCUUGCCCGGACAACUUCCGUGGGGAGGCCAAUCAAUUUUGUGAACGAAUCGAAACUCAGAAUCAAGUCACAUGUGUUGCUGAUAGAGACUGUGAAUUUGGCUACAUUUGUGAACUUGGCAAUUGCUUAGAAGGCUGUCGCAAAGAUGAACAGUGUACACCAGAUAAAACUUGUUACAACCGAAUCUGUAAAGAUCCUUGCUCGUUCCAAAACGCAUGUGGUGCCAAUACUAACUGUUUGGCAUCAUCUCAUCGACCAGUCUGUUCAUGUAAAAAUGGUUUUGUUGGUGAUCCUCAUAUUGGUUGUCGCCCAGUUAAAGACGAAGAGCUUUGUACUUCUGAUUCAGAUUGUGGUUAUCGAUUAAUUUGUGAUGCUAAUCAUUGUGUUGCUGGUUGUCGAGAUAAUGCUGGCUGUGCUUUUGGUGAAUCCUGUAUUAAUCGACUUUGUCAAAACCCUUGUAGCUUUUUCGGCGCCUGUGGAAGAAACGCAGAUUGCAAGCCUUUCAAUCACACUGCUGUUUGUUCUUGUCCACCAAGUCACAAAGGAAACCCUAAUCUUGUUUGUACUGAAGCACCACCUCAGUGCCUUCAUGAUUCAGAAUGUGUUCUUGGUCAAAUUUGCGAAAACACUCAAUGUAUUUCUGGCUGUCGUCAUGAUAAUAACUGCCCUGAAGACAAAGCAUGUAUUAACGGAGCCUGUGAAAAUCCAUGUUUAUUACCAAAUGCGUGCGGGCAUAAUACUGUAUGUCAGCCCUACCAACAUAGACCACGUUGCGAGUGCCAAGUCAAUUUCAGAGGAAAUCCAUUCUCAGGCUGUGAUCCUAUUCCUGAUGAUUACUGUACUUCGGACUCUGCCUGCCCUCUUGGCAAAAUCUGUGAGAAUAAUAAAUGUGAAAAUGCAUGCCGAAACGACGGUAACUGUAAAUUUGAUGAGUCCUGUAUCAACAAAGUUUGCCAAAAUCCAUGUUCUAUUUACGGUGCCUGUGGUCCAAAUGCUAUUUGUAAGCCAGUUAAUCACGAUAGAGUUUGCUCUUGUAAACCCGAUCACACUGGUGAUCCAAAGAUCCUCUGUGAACGCAUUCAACCUCCACCAGAAUGUUUAGAUGAUACUCAGUGUCCAUUAGAACACAUUUGCCAAAAUACUCAUUGCUCCCGUGGAUGUAGAAGUUCCGCCAACUGCCCGUCCGAUAAAACUUGCAUCAGAGGAAAAUGUGCUGAUCCUUGUUCAGCUUCAGGUGCGUGUGGUGAAGGCGCUAUUUGCUCACCAGCCAACCAUGUAGCUGUUUGCUCUUGUCCAUCGGGAUUCAGAGGUGACCCUGACGUCGAAUGUCGAGAAAUUCCACCAGAAUGUCGAUAUGAUGCCGAUUGUGGUUUGGAAAGGAUUUGUUUGAAACAAAAAUGUCUUGUUGGUUGCCGAACCCAUUCAAACUGUCCAUUUGAUAAAGCUUGUGUUAACGGUUUAUGCCAAAGUCCUUGUAAUAUUGGUGGAAUGUGUGGGGUUAACACUAUUUGCCGUGCUGAAAACCACGAAGCACAAUGCACAUGUGUUCCUGGUUACACUGGUGAUCCUCUUCGUCAAUGUACCAAAAUAUUUGUUGAAUGUGAAAAUGAUUCUGAUUGUGGUUCAGGCUAUGUUUGUGCUCAUCAAAAAUGUAAAGAUAUUAAUGAAUGCCUCCAAGAAGUACUUCCAUGUGGUCCUGGAGCUUCAUGUCAAAACUUACCGGGAUGGUACAAAUGUUCGUGCCCACUUCCUCUUGUAGGUAAUGCUUAUGGAAAGGAAGGUUGUCGACCAUCAGUUCCUAUUUGUUUCCACGAUGCUGAUUGUAAAACUGACCAAAAAUGUAAUCCUGUUACUCAAGAAUGUUAUGAUGUUUGUUCAAAACCCGGCAUAUGUGGUAAAGGAGCUUUAUGCAGAGCAUCAAACUCUAAAGCUGAUUGUGAAUGCUUACCUGGAUAUCAAGGAAAUCCUUACGUUGAAUGCUCAAUCAGAGAUUCUUGUUCAGCCCCAUCUGAUUGUCCUGGAAACUUGCUCUGUUUGGGACAAUAUUGUGGCUGCCCUUAUCCAUACAAACAAAGAUCAUCAUUUUGCGUUCUGUCCAGUCUUAACUGUACCACAAAUAAUCCUUGCCCUUCUGAUCAAAUGUGUGUUUAUGCUGAUAGAGGAGACUCUGUCGGUUAUUGUGCCUGUCCAAAAGGUUUCAUGAUGACACUGGAAGGAACUUGCCGUGAUUACAAUGAAUGUGAAGAAAAGGCUUUCCCGUGUGGUCCAGGAGCUAAGUGCAUGAAUAAAAUUGGUUCAUAUGACUGUCGCUGUCCUACUGGUACCAAUGGAGAUCCUUAUGUAUCCGGAUGUAGCCCUGAGCAACAACUGAAACAAUGUUUCCAUGAUUCUGAUUGCGAUGAUGAUCGCUCAUGUGUUGACUUUAAAUGUCGAGAUUCAUGUUUAGCUUCGAACACCUGUGGUCAAAACGCAGUGUGCUACGUUGAAGGACAUCGACGAAAAUGUAAAUGUAGAACCGGAUUUGCUGGUAAUCCAAUUGAAAUUUGUCGCCCGAUUUCUGAAUGUGUUACUGACUCAGGAUGUCCUGGUAAUCUGGCUUGUCUUCGAGACCAUCGAUGUGGUUGUCCAAUCGAAUUUAAUCGUAUUCUCGAUUAUUGCGUUCGAUUUAGCUACAACUGCUCAACAAAUAAUCCUUGCCCAGACAAUCAAGAAUGUAUUUAUUCUGGAGCAGAGUCUGGUUUCUGUGUUUGCCCUCGAGGCUUUUCACUUCGUCCUGAUGGCGUUUGUGAAGAUAUAAAUGAAUGUAAUGAGAAAAAUAUUUGCGGACCUCACGCUUCUUGUGUUAAUAGACCCGGAACGUAUGAAUGUCGAUGUGCUGCUGGUUAUCAAGGAGAAGAUCCAUAUCGCGAUGGUUGUACUCUUAUGUCCAAAGAACCUCCUGGCUGUUUGACUGAUCACGAUUGCCCCUUAACCAAAAAAUGUGAUUUCUCCUCUGGUCAAUGUUUCGAUCCAUGUACUAUUCGUGGAGGAAACGCGUGCGGGGUCAACGCGAUUUGCCAAACAACCAACCAUAUUCAGUCCUGUAUCUGUCCCUCUGGAUUCGAAGGUAAUCCAAACAAAUUGUGUACCCCUAUCCGCGAAUGUGGUGUUACCUAUCAAUGCCCUGGUAACCUUAUCUGUCUCAAUAGUCGAGCCUGUGGUUGUCCACCAAAUUACUUCCGUGAAAAUGAUUAUUGUUUAAUUAGAAACCAAAACUGUACCACAACGAACCCUUGCCCUGCCAAUGAAGAAUGUGUAUAUACUGGGGAACGAGCUGGUUUCUGCGUUUGUCCUCAUGGAUACGAAUUAACACCUCGUGGUGAAUGUAAGGGAAUACAAAUCUGUGAAACAGAUAAUCCUUGUGCUCCAGGAGCCAAUUGCCGUGAUCGUCCUGGUUCAUACGUUUGCGUUUGUCCAGUCGACACAAUUGGUGAUCCUUAUGUCAAAGGCUGUAAUCGAGUUUUCGGUUGUCAAACCGAUAUUGAUUGUCCACUUGAUAAGGAAUGUGAUACUGGUUCUAAACAAUGUAUUUCUCCUUGUCACACUUGUGGACCAAAUGCUGAGUGUACUGUUCGAGAUCAUAAAGCUGUAUGCGUAUGUGCUCCAGGAAGAGUGGGUCAACCUGAUGACAAAGAAAUCGGUUGUUUUGUACCACCUCCACCACCUGAUGUUCCUACUGUGCGAACCAUCCCACCUGUUCAAGAUUUAACUGUUAUGUGUCUUGCUGAAGGUGUACAAGUUGGUGUACGAUUGGGUGGUUAUGAUGGUAUUAUUUAUGUUAAGGGACACUCACAAGAUCCUAACUGUCGUCGCUUGGUCAGUAAUCAAGAACGUGAAUCAAUCGAUUUCAAGGUUGGUUUCGGACAAUGUGGUUUAAUUCAUGUUAAUGGAGAAGCCUCAUUCAUUUUGGUGGUCCAAAAACAUCCUAAAUUAGUAACUUAUCGAGCUCGAGCUUAUCACAUUAAAUGUAUGUACAUGUCUGGAGAAAGAACAGUUACUCUUGGUUUCAAUGUCUCUAUGAUAACAACCUCCGGUACAAUUGCAAACACUGGUCCACCACCAACAUGUUUAAUGUCAAUUACAUCAAUUGACGGCAAAGAAGUAUCUUCUGCAGAAAUUGGUGAUGAUUUAUUACUCAAAGUGGAUGUUCAACCCGAUUUUAUUUACGGUGGAUUCGCUCGAAGCUGUGUGGCCAAAACAAUGGAAGAUGAAGGUGAAUUCCAGUAUGAAGUGACUGACGCUAACGGCUGCGCUACUGAUCCUUCAAUAUUCGGUAAUUGGGAAUAUGAUCCUCAUAAGAAAACGCUGAUGGCUCGAUUCAAUGCAUUUAAAUUCCCAUCAUCCAAUAACCUUCGAUUCCAAUGUAAUAUUCGCGUUUGCUUCGGCUCAUGUCCUCCUGUUAAUUGUGAUGGUGUCGAUGCUUAUGGUAAACGUCGUCGUCGUGAAGUCAAAGAUGAAGAUUUACUCUUAACAGACGCCUUUAAAGAAGGAGCUCUUCGGGAGGAAAUUAUGGUCCAAUCAAAUGCUAUAUUAACAUUUGAGAAACGUGAUCCUCAACCUUCACCAUCACUGGAAGGUCAGCGCAUAGAAGACGUUGAUCAUGUUUGUUUACCUAAAUUGGGACUCAUUAUAUCUAUGAUAUUAACGACAUUAUUAGCCCUUGUUGCUGUCGCAGUUGCCAUUUCAUGUUGGCUUAUGGCUUAUCGUCGUAAACCCAGAAGGCAAGGACCUUUGCCUCAUCCGCCAGAUUUCCCCAAUCCACUGUACACAACACCAGAGCCAGUUGCUGAGCCAUCUCCUGAUUACUAUCAUGGAUCACAUCUUUAACUGAGUCGAUCAAAUCAAUUUAAAAAAAUGAAGAUUCUAAUGAAAGAUCGUUAAAGAUUAUUAGAUUUUUUUGUUUUUGUUUUCUGUUCUCAUUUUUAUCAUCUUCAUCAAAAUUGUCAUUUAUUUAUCACUGUAACAUCCCAUCUUUAAUAUUCAUUGUUUCAACUCAACUUCAUCUCCAUCUUUACCAUUUUCACCAUUAACUCUCUAUUGCCUUGAAUCAUCUCAUCAACCUUCGUCCAGAAUAUUCUAAGAUUCAGUCAUAAUUUCUUGGAUAUGCUUUUAUAGAGAAAAAAGAUUAUUCUAAUUAACACUCAUCUUGCAAUGAUGAGUAACUAAAGGAAAUGCAAAAUUAUGUCUUCCACCGAUAAGUGUAAUUAAGAAACAAAAUUGAUCAAAAAUGAUUAAACUGUAAUGACAUGUUUUUUAUGGUUAUCGGGAGAAAGGAAAAAAAUACUCCCCAAUUUCCUAAAUCCUUUCUUUCUUCACUUUCUCUCUGUAAUCUGUUUAAUCUUCUAUUCAAAUAUUUGUCAAAAAUUUGUCACUGAUUAACCAUUUCGUUAAUAAUUUGUACAUUAAUUGGACUCUUUUCUCGGAAGACUUGAUCUGCUCUUAAAAAUCAAUUCCUCUCCACUCAUUAUCAUGAAAAUCAUCACAGUUAACCUCACCAAUGAUCGUCAUUAUUCAUCAAACAAAAUCUCUUCAUUAAAUCAUAAAAUGAAAUAGUCUGAAGAGUAAUAAGUGGAUCAUUUAUUCCCUGAAAACAGUUCCAAUUAACCUUUUAAUUAAGUAAAAUUUGCUAACUUAUUUCUAA
Molecule: messenger RNA, 13533 nt
Organism: Tetranychus urticae (two-spotted spider mite)
Lineage: Eukaryota; Metazoa; Arthropoda; Arachnida; Trombidiformes; Tetranychidae
Source: RefSeq, a predicted model, not a curated record